Molecule: messenger RNA, 10857 nt
Organism: Leopardus geoffroyi (Geoffroy's cat)
Lineage: Eukaryota; Metazoa; Chordata; Mammalia; Carnivora; Felidae
Gene: PPARGC1B
Product: PPARG coactivator 1 beta
Exons: 12
Coding region: 271-3372 (1033 amino acids)
Biological process (GO): positive regulation of transcription by RNA polymerase II
Cellular component (GO): nucleus
Molecular function (GO): transcription factor binding; RNA binding
Source: RefSeq, a predicted model, not a curated record
CGGGCGCUUUCCUCCGGGCCGGGGGCUGCGAGCGAGGACCCCGGCGCCAGACGUGGCGCAAGGAAGUGGGGGCGCGACCCCCGGCUCGCGCGGGCACCGCGCGGCCCCGCCCCCGCAGCCAGCGGCCCUGCGGCAGCCGGGCCCUGAGCUCCGCCCUCCGCCUCCCGCCGGCCUCGCUCCCUCCUCCCGCCUCCCUCGCUUGCUCGCUCGCUCCCUCCCCCCGGCCGGCUCGGCGCUGACUCCGCCGCACGCUGCAGCCGCGGCUGGAAGAUGGCGGGGAACGACUGCGGCGCGCUGCUGGACGAAGAGCUCUCCUCCUUCUUCCUCAACUAUCUCGCCGACACGCAGGGUGGGGGGUCCGGGGAGGAGCAACUCUGCGCUGACUUUCCCGAGCUUGACCUCUCCCAGCUGGACGCCAGCGACUUUGACUCAGCCACCUGCUUCGGGGAGCUGCAGUGGUGCCCGGAGAGCUCCGAGACUGAACCCAGCCAGUACAGCCCCGACGACUCAGAGCUUUUCCAGAUAAUCGACAGCGAGAAUGAAGCUCUCCUGGCAGCGCUCACCAAGACCCUGGACGACAUCCCCGAAGACGACGUGGGUCUGGCCGCCUUCCCGGCCCUGGACGGUGGAGACGCACCAUCCUGUACUUCGGCUUCGCCUGCCCCCUCAUCUGCACCCCCCAGUCCCAGUCCCUCUCUGGAGAGGCCCCAGGCCCCAGCGCCUGAGGUGGACGAGCUCUCACUGCUGCAGAAACUCCUCCUCGCCACGUCCCACCCAUCCUCAAGCUCCGAUACCCAGAAGGAAGGGACCACCUGGCGCCAGGCAGGCCUCAGGUCCAAGAGUCAGCGGCCUUGUGUUAAGAUGGACAGCACCCAAGACAAGAAGGUCCCCACGGUGCAGUCUCAGAGCCGGAGUUGUACGGAACUGCAUAGGCACCUCACUUCGGUGCCGUCCUGCCCCCAGACUAAAGCCCGCUCCCCAGACAGGGGCUUGCAGCCGCCACCCGCUCUGAGCCCCCAGCUCCCAGCCAAGGAGGAUGAGGAACCUGGUGAGGACUGCCCGAGCCCCCAGCCGGCUCCAGCCUUGCCCCAGGACUCCCCGGCACCGGGCGGGGCGCGUCCCGGCACCCAGGUUUCCCGGGAAGACAUGCACGCCGUGGUGCAGCUCAUUCGCUACAUGCACACCUACUGCCUCCCCCAGAGGAAGCUGCCCCCACAGGCCCCAGAGCCAGCCCCCCAGCCCUGCAGCAGCCCCUCCAAGCAGGUCAAGCCCCAGCCUCGGUCCCAGCACCCUUCCAAAGCCUCCUGGGCUGAGUUCUCCAUCCUGAGGGAACUUCUGGCUCAAGAUGUCCUCUGUGACGUCAGCAAACCCUACCGCCUGGCCACACCUGUCUAUGCCUCCCUCACGCCCCGGCCAAGGCCCAGGCCCCCCAAAGACAGCCAGGCGUCCCCUGGCCACCCAUCCCCCGUGGAGGAGGUGAGGAUCACAGCUUCUCCCAGGAGCACAGGGCCCAGACCCAGCCUGCGCCCGCUGCGGCUGGAGGUGAAAGGACGCGCCGGCCGGUCGGCCAGGCUGCAGCAGCAGCAGGAGGAAGAGGACGAGGAAGAGGACGAGGACGAGGAGGAGGAGGAAGAAAAAGAGGAGGAAGAGGAGGAGGAGGAAUGGGGCCGGAAAAGGCCGGGCAGAGGCCUGCCGUGGACCAAGCUGGGGAGGAAGCCGGAGAGUUCCGUGUGCCCCGUGCGGCGUUCCAGGAGACUGAACCCGGAGCUGGGCCCCUGGCUGACAUUCUCCGAUGAGUCUCUGGUCCCUGCAGAGCCCCAAGGAGCUCUGUCCUCAUUGCACCUGGCUCCCGAGGCCUACGACAUGGAGGGGGCGCUGGGCAGCCCCACGGACGAGGACAGUGGUCAAGACCAGCAGCUCCCACGGGGACCCCAGAUCCUGGCUCUGGAGAGCCCCUGUGAGAGUGGGUGUGGGGACACGGAUGAGGACCCCAGCUGCCCACGGCUCCCUUCCAGAGACUCUCCCAGGUGCCUCAUGCUGGCCUUGUCACAAAGUGACCCUCCUUUUGGCAAGAAGAGCUUUGAGCAGACCUUGACGGUGGAGCUCUGUGGCACGGCAGGACUCACCCCGCCCACCACACCUCCGUACAAGCCCACAGAGGAGGACCCCUUCAAGCCAGACAUCAAACACAGCCCAGGCAAAGACAGAGCUCCCAGCCUUCCCAGCUUGGAGGGCCUCCAGCUCGAGGCCGCCGCGGGGGCUGCCCACAAGCUGCCAAAGAAGCACCCAGAGCGGAGCGAGCUCCUCUCCCACCUGCGGCAUGCCACAGCCCAGCCAGCCUCCCAGACUGGUCAGAAGCGCCCCUUCUCCUGUUCCUUCGGAGACCAUGAUUACUGCCAGGUGCUGAAGCCAGAAGGCGCCCUGCAGAGGAAGGUGCUGAGGUCCUGGGAGCCGUCUGGGGUCCACCUUGAGGACUGGCCUCAGCAAGGGGCCCUCCAGGCCGAGGUGCAGGCCUCCAACAGGGAGGAAGACAGAAGCCGUGAUGCCAGCGCCCCCGCCAAGGACAGUGUGCUACUGCGAGACCACGAGAUCCGUGCCAGCCUCACCAAGCACUUUGGGCUCCUGGAGAGCGCCCUGGAGGACGAAGACCUGGCCUCCUGUAAGAGUCCUGAAUACGACACUGUCUUUGAGGACAGCAGCAGCAGCAGUGGUGAGAGCAGCUUCCUCCUUGAGGAGGAGGAGGAGGAGGAGGACGAUGAAGAAGAGGACUCGGGGGUCAGCCCCCCUUGCUCUGACCACUGCCCCUACCAGAGCCCCCCCAGCAAGGCCGGCCGGCAGCUUUGUUCCCGCAGUCGUUCUAGUUCCUGUUCUUCCUCCUGCCGCUCCCGGUCACCAGCCGUCCGAAGGACCUUCAGGUGUGAGAGCAGAGGACCGUGUUCAGACGGAACGCCAAGUGUCCGGCAUGCCAGGAAGCGGCGGGAAAAGGCCAUCCAGGGUGAAGGCCGUGUGGUAUAUGUUCGCAAUCUCUCCAGUGACAUGAGCUCCCGAGAGCUGAAGAGGCGUUUCGAAGUGUUCGGUGAGAUUGUGGAGUGCCAGGUGCUGACGAGAAACAACAGAGGCGAGAAGUAUGGCUUCAUCACCUACCGGUGUUCUGAGCACGCUGCCCUGUCUCUGAGGAAUGGCGCUGCCCUGCGGAAACGCAACGAGCCCUCCUUCCAGCUGAGCUACGGAGGGCUCCAGCACUUUUGCUGGCCCAGACACACUGACUAUGAUUCCAAUUCAGAAGAGACCCUUCCUGCAUCCGUGAAAAACAAGUACGAAGCCAUGGAUUUUGACAGCUUACUGAAGGAGGCCCAGCAGAGCCUGCAUUGAUAACAGCCUUAACCUUCGAGGAAUACCUCAAUACCUCAGACAAGGCCCUUCCAAUAUGUUUACGUUUUCAAAGAAAUUAAGUAUAUGAGAAGGCGAGAGAGCGAGCGCGUGAGAGAACACACGUGAGAGAGACACUUGAGACUGCUGUCCUUUUAAAAAAAAAAAAAAAAUCAAUGUUUACAUUGAACAAAGCUGCUUCUGUCUGUGAGUUUCCAUGGUGUUGAUGUCCCACUGCCACUUAGUGUCCUCGCUUCCGGCGGGUGGCCCCGGGUGCGCCUCCAAGUGCUGGGUCAGUCACCCAUCUCCCCCUUCCUUCCCGACCGACUUCCCUCGUAGACGUGCAGCCGUGUCCACCAUAACAUUUCUUGUCCGUAGUAUGUGAUGAUGAAAUUGUUACUCGUGAAUAGAAUCAGGAUUAUAAACACAUUUUUAAUUGAAGAAAAAAAAAGUAUAUCCUUCAAAUAACGUAUUUAUGGCUCAGAUGUACUGUGCCUGGGAUUAUCGUAUCGCUUCCUUGAUUUUUUAACUAUGCACUGUCGCGAGGUGUUUGCCACUGAGCUGCUCCGCUCCCUCUGCCAGAAUGCUCGAGAGGCGCCGGGCGGCCGGGAGGCUGAUCCCCAGGGAAGUGCGGCCUGCAGCCGCAACGAGGAGCAGAGGGGAGAGGUUUCUGGGACUUCCUCUGCCGUGCUCUGCCCUCGGUGUCUCACUGAGCAAGGGUGGGUCCAGUUAGAGUCAGAACCCUCAUCUGGUGCCAGCUCGUGCCCGGAGCUUGCGCCUGGCCUGGCGCACUCAGAUCCUGGCGGACCUCGUGAGGAAGGCAGGGGUGAGCUGCACUGUUCUUGUUUUUCCAGGUGAGGCGGGCAGUGCCCCAAGAGGUGAGAUGACGGGCCCGAGGUCCCACGGCCAGUGGGAGGGCAGAGCGGUGCCCCAGCCCAGGCCUUCUGAUUCCUGGUCCCAUGCUCCUGCAGUAGUGGGGUAAAGAUAGAAAGUCACAGGGACUGGUAGAGGUGAGUUGAGCGACAUUGGGCCCCAGACUAGAAGUCUCCGGGCUCACUUUGAGGGUUAAGUCACCAACUGCCUUGCCAGGAUUAGGCGGGUUUAGACUUGGACCUGCGUCUGGAUCCAGAGGGCUCUGUGGACAUGCCAUGAGAGCUUCAGUGACACGCCUGGGAUGGCACAGGCAGGGUGAUCCAAAAGCAGCCGUCCUUGCUGGGGCCAGCUACCAACCCAUCCCACUCCGACCGGCUUGUCUUUCCCUUUCCCUCACCUGGAAAGUUGCUUCGGUGGAUGGGGCAGGGGUAGCAGGAGGGCAUGUGAGGACCGAGGGUGGAUAAGACCACCUCCAAGGUCCUUUGCCAUCCAGACAACAUUCUGAUUGGGCUUUACCGUAAACUUGAUGUUCUUGAGUGAUGUCAAGCCACGUCCAGCUUGGAUGUUGUGCAGGUGCCUUGGGAAAGCGUGGCCAGGCUGGGUGUGAGCUCAUUGCUUCUGCCUCAGACAGAGUGGCUCCAGUUUAAUCUCGUUCAUAUAUCAGGGUCCCUUGGGAAGUUUCUGUCUUAAAAAGAAAAGAAAAGGAAAGAGAAAAAGUCCUGCUUGCUUUAACAGUGUUUGAAAUUGACUCAUUAAACUAAACAAGCUAAUUUAAUCUUUUGCUACUGCCAGGCUUUAGAACUUUGAGAAUUGGUAGUUGAUUUUUUUUUUUUUUAAAGAUUAUCAAGUACCUUAGUAGGUAUACUGGGAAAGUGAGCUUGUCCUGGGAGGUGAGAAUACUCCCAGCCCACAGAGAAGACCGGAGGAAACAAGCUUUAGAAACAAUAGGGAAUUUGAGCUCCUGGGGAUCAAGUCACUUGACCGCUCUGGGCCCCCACAUUCUUUUCUCUGAAAUGGACUGAGGGGAAGUAGGCAAGUUGAUCUCCAAGGUUCCUGCCGGCUCUGAGAGUCUUAGCUUCUGUGAAGGUGGUAUCUAGCUCGGGAUGGCAAAUACAUAUAUGGCACAUAUACCACUACUCCCACCUCCUUGGCCAGUGGCAGACAUAACUAAUCGACCACAGCACUCAUGUUCUUUGAGCUUGGUCAUACUAACUAUUGGAAUCCUCAACACAGUGCUCUGGGCAGCCAUUACUAACGGAUCAGAGUUUAACCUGGUCUGAUCUUCGAAAGGUUCCCAUUAUACAGAACCAAAUGGUGGCUGGGUUUCACGUCAGCCCAUCCCUAUCGUGUCCUGAUCUGUGAGAGAAAAUCCCCCUAAGGCCAUUCGUUGGCACAGGACUCGCAAUAAUACUGUGACACAUGACCCCCACUUGAGUGGGGGGAGCGAAUGGAAUAGCGGACAUGAAAUGUUUGAGGGAGGCGGGGUUUGUGAGGAUGAACCAAGAAAGGGACUAUCCACAGCACAGACCUGAACAUUGUAAAUUCCUUUAAUAGCUAUUCACUGCCUAGCAUACAGUAGGCACAUAAAUAAAUGGUUAUGGAAUGCAAUAGAAUAGAAUUUAAAUCUGUCUGCUGCCCCCACUGCGUCCUGAUUUGCACCAAGGAGUAUGCUGAGGUUUUAUCCUGUGGAAGCCAAUAGGAAGGAGCUCUAGAUUCAGAGUCUGGAGAGCUGGGUUGAGGCCUGGCUCCACCAAGAACUUGCUUUGUGACCUUGCUAAGUCACAGAGUCCCUCCCCCACCCUUCUGCACCAGGAAGAGUUGGCCUGGAGGUUGCCUAAGCCGCUCCUACAUACAAGACCAGUCUCUCUCUCCUGUCUUCUGGGUCAGCCGAGGCUGCCCUUCCCAGUCAGGUUAACACAGGACCCUUGAGGUUACUUAGAUACUGGCCCUUGAGCAGAGUCGAGAUCUGCGCACGGCGUUGGGAGGUAACGUGCCUAAAGUCAGGGCUGGCCGCUGGCGGGAGAGGAUGUCUGCCGAGAGCAUCCCGCAGGGUUUCUGCUUGCCAUCCCGUCCACAAAAGGCUGCAAGUUCUUCUAAAAUUGACCGACCCUGCAGAUAACCUCUAUCUGGACGACUCAUUCGGUGCUGUGUAUUAUUAACCAAGGAGACUCCGGGGUUCCUCCAGGAAAACUAGGCAACCUUGGUCUCUUGCCCACCACAUUAAGGAGUAACCCAGAGGGAGCAGCUGCUAUUGGCAACCAUCUCAUCGUAGCUCUGUCCUCGUAUUUGCUCUGGAUGAUGUUUACAUGUGAUUGCCAUAAAAGCUUACUGUAGACCGUGUCGACAGCUGCCCACGCCGGGCAGGUUGUACUGUCCGUCCCUGUGCUGUGCUGGUGUUUGCAAAAAUGUCCGAUCCAACCGCUAAGUGGAAUUCUUCCAUCUCCUUCCUCAGUCGGUACAAGGCUGAAUCAGAAUCCUCACGCUUGGGGGUUCUGGUGACCGAAGGAAAAUGCAUCAAAGAGGUAAAGAAUAUGAGUGGAUGGAGUGCAGAGAAGGCCCCCACCCCCCGUAGCCCCUCACAUCUUGCUCCCAAGCCAGGAAACUGGUCCAAGAGCACGAGUUAGGGGUCUGCAUCCGCCGUGAGGUCUUGCAGUGCUGCGUGGUGACUGUGCUCAGGGGAGAGGCAGGGCUUCCGGGGCUCUGGGGGCAGGAGGAGGAAGGGAGGAGAGCUCUGAGCUGCAAACACUCAGCGCCCAAGUCCUGACGCAGGAAAAGAUGCACUAAGAGGUCUCUUGUUGCAUAAAGCCUCUGCUUGUUGAUGUGUUGAGAGCAGUGUCUUCUAGGCAUGUGCAACAUGCGUGCCGAGGCCACCGUGCAAGUGGCGACUGGGGGCGGCAGGGAGGGCGUUGACACACGGUCCUUCUGCACGGACAGGUGAGAACCUCAUCCCAAGCCUUGGGUUCAGUUGAAAUCACAGCUGAGCCUGAAGCUUGAGAGAUGGGCCGUCCCGGCUGUGAAGCGGAAUCAGCCCUGGAGGAUUGGUUGAUCUGACUCACAUCAAAACGGCAGUGUUUUUCUUAGCAUUGAGAUCUAGCAGCUACCCUCAGAUCUAAGGGAAGAAAUCGCGUGUGCGGUAGCAAAUAAAGUGAACCUCGUGGUUUUGUUGGCCAAAGAAGAGGGACCCCCUCACCCCUUCCCACCGGGGCGGAAGGAAAGCAGCUAGUGCUUAUGUGCAAUAUGUUUAAGCCGGUCCCCAAGUCAAGUCCCCGGGGUGUUUGCCCGCGGGGCAGACAGGGCUCCGGGGCUGUUUGCUGAGUCCGGAGGUACAGGGUAAAUGGAGGGAGAGCUCGGGAGCUGGGAAGCCCACGUGGCCCAAAACAGACGCUGGGUGUGGGGAGACCCCUGGGAGCCGGCUGCAGGACGUCCAGGAAGUAGGCAGAGGCUGACUUUGCAUUGAACCAAUAAAAGCACUUUGAGAAAACCACAACCCUUCAGCCUGGCUCCAUGUUUCUAUGCUGGCAAAGAUGGGUCUCCUUUGGCUUGAGUGAGGUACUUUCCUAGGGAUUGGGAUGGGGUCGGGAGUGGGGCUGGUAUGAGGGAGGAGAGAGAUGCCUUCCUAAAUAGCAGCAGGAAAGGCCAGCCCUUUGCUGGCCCUUUUGUUGGAGGCCCUAGAGAUGGGGAACGGUGAGUUUAGAUCUUGGUACCUAUUUUUAUAUAUGUAUAAAAAGUUGAAACAGCCCAGCUGACAUCAAAUGGGUUUACAGAGCAAGGCAUUCAACUAUAAGCCAUCUCAGUGAGAAACCUGAUGUUUCUUACUUGCUGUGUGAUCCGGGGCCUCUGUUCCCUCAUCUAACGGAUGAGAAUAUUGGAUGGAAUGAGCACUCAAGUCCCUUUCGAACCCACUAGGCUCAGGUUACCAGCCGGGAGCCUCAGGAACCCGUCACUCACCCGUGAACCGGAUCCCAUUCUCUGGCCGCGCCCAGCUCGUGUUCAGGGUGCGAGUUCUCUGCCAGGUAACCAGCCAGCAGCAGACUCGAACCCACAUGGUCCUGGCCGAGUUACCUUGUCUGAGGAGGCCAGCUCCCCAGGACAGAUCUAAGCCAUAGUUUCUCGUGGGGAUGGUGAGAAGUUCAACCCCGACUUGGCUGGGUGGCGAUGUCACAUCUCCCAUCGGCCUCGUUGUCAUCGUCCCCGCGGAACAGCUUUUAAUCCGAAUGUUGUGACCGCUUGGCUGUUUCUCUCUUGCUCUCAGACAAUACUAGCAAUACACUUGUUUUUUCAAAAGAGCUUAACUUAGGCACUUUUCACACGUUUCCUUCAAAUGAUUGUAAAACAUACGGGGCGACAGGAGGCAUCGAUCACACUGCAUGUGUUUAGGGCAGCUUCUGCUUUUUGUUUCUCUAGUGAUACAGCAGUGGUGGCUGAGGCUUUGAGACCUCGGGGGACGGAUUUUCAGAUAUUCUGUUUCAUCAGAAUGCCUUGCACAUCUGGAAGCAGCAGGGCGGUCUGACUGCCCCACCCCGGGGCGUGGAAAAUCCGGUUUUGUAGGUGGUCAGUCCCCGGGCAGAGCAACGCCACGAAAGACGUGUUUAUGUAGCUAGAACCCUCUCUGUGCUGCGUGUUUUGUCAAAGGAGCCUGCAAGGGAGCCUCAAAGAGCCUCUUCUUCCCCUUUGCCAGCCUUGCUUUAUGGGUGACUUUUGAAGGGAUUGGUCGGCUUCCACCUCAGCACUUUGCCUUAUCGACGUCUGGUCGCCCUCUAGUGGCCAAAGACUGUACCCACCAGCUUCCCAGAUGGAAGGCAAAUAAAUCCUUUCGGCCCCCUUGCUGUGCAACACCAACUUUGGGAAUUCUGUGUAAUGGCCUGAGUGAACUGUCUAUGUGUUUAGAGCCCAGUGUCACGCCAGUCAGAAGACUGCAGAAGCAACCGCUUAGCAGACUCUGGCACAGACCGAGAAGCACACUAGUUAUCCUGUGGGCAAAGGAGACAGGAGUGGACCCUGUGUCCGGGUGCCCGGGAGGGGUUUGCUGUAACUGCAAUACUGGCAUCCCAGCUGCUGACCUUGUUAAGCGAACCUCUGCUGGGUGGCCCGCCCUGUACCCUCGGGACGAGCAAAGAGGUUGCGUGUGAGGAGACUGGGGGGGUGGGGCGGGGGGGGGGAGGGGGCUGGCCAUGGCCUUGGAUACGGUCCACUGAAUAGCCAAACAGGUUUUUUUUGUUUGUUUGUUUGUUUGUGUUUGUGUUUUGUAUUUCAAACUCUUGUCGAGUGUUUUUGUGUUAGGAAUAAAAAGUCAUAAACUCUCCCCAACUUUGUUUCUUGAGGGGUGUUCUGAUUCCAAUGGAAACAGGUUGGAAAUCUCCAGGGGAGUGUGGUCACGGUGGUCAGCGGGACAGGGAGGUGGACCGCUUGGAUUUCCGGAUGGUUUCUGGAGGCCAUGACCAUCCAGAAGUCUGGCUUGGUGCCGUCCGCUCUGGAAAUUCACACCCGCCCCCUCCUGCCACGGUAUUAGCAUUGGCUUUGAGCGUCGGCUUCCUCCAGAGGCAGCUGCUAAUGUUGAAAUCAACUCAAGAUCCCUCUCCCCGACCCCAGGUUUCUAAAAGACUGUGUCUGUAGCUAGCCUUAAUCGACUGGGCGAGGUGGUCCCCAUGGUCCCUUCCAGCAUUUCCAAAUCUUGGACUCAAAUCCUUUUCUCUUGGUGUGACCAUGCAGCCUAGAGAAUUCUGAGCAAUAGGGAGCCAGGGCUUUCCCCGGCUCUGUGACAGGGUUAAACCAGGGAAUGGCUAAACUUGUCAGGUUUGGGCAUCCCCAGGGGUACUACCGUAGGGGGCAUUAUUUAUUAGGAAGCUCAACAAGGUAACUACAGCCUGGGGUGCGUGAGCGCAAGGCUGUGUGUGUGCGUAUAGGUGUGUAUUUGUGUGUGUGUGUGUGUGUGUGUGUGUGUGUGUAUGUGCGCGUGUGCGUGUCUGCACGUGUGCACGCCUGUGUGUGUGUGUAUGUGUGGAAUUACAUUGAUGCAUUUCUUGAGAAAGGUGCAAGAAUUUCACCUACACAGAGGGACACAUCUGCUUUGUUAUUUAUAAUAGAAAGCUAAAUUUUAAUUUUUUAAAGGACACUGCUAAUGACUGAGAAUCGAGUUUUUAGUUUUGCUAUUUUUUUUAAUUGGUAGAGGAUUUUUAUAUAUUUUUUCCAUUUCGUUGGGUUGUGUCCUUAUUUAUAUAAAUACUUUAUCUGUAAGAGGCAAGGAAGAAACCUUCUUUGCUUUUAAUUAUUGUGGUUGUCAUGGUCCCUAUUUUAUUUCCGGUGUGAUUUAUCUGUCUCACCUUCUAAAUGAGAAACUGUUUUCCUGUAUUUGUACAUUGUCAGAUUCUAUAGUUUCAUAGAUGAUUUAACCAAAUUGCUCUAUGUAUUAUUCUUUCGUGAGUAUAAAGUUCUAUUUUAACGUCUGUAAAUACUUCAGAACUGGCUUCUUUUCUCAGACUCCUACUAUGGAGUUAUUGUUUACAUCACAAAAACUGUAGAAUCUCUAUGCUCAUGUACUGUAAAUAGUGAAGUGAUCUGCUUAUAAAUAAACUGAACAAAUACACUAUGGAGAUUAAAAAGAAAACACCACCCACA